Messenger RNA from Saprolegnia parasitica CBS 223.65, 1018 nucleotides. RefSeq lists its product as hypothetical. Lineage: Eukaryota; Oomycota; Saprolegniomycetes; Saprolegniales; Saprolegniaceae. The transcript has 4 exons. Bases 26 to 982 code for a protein of 318 amino acids. The record is from RefSeq and is a predicted model, not a curated record.
AAAAGCCGUUUCCGGGUCCGUUUCCAUGUACGUGCUCGACGACCAAGAGGUCGAGGAGGCCGAGAAGGAGCGACUGCGCAAGAAGCUCCAGGCCAAGAAGCAGCUCAGCCCCGAAGAUGAAGCCAUUCGCCAGCAGCACGCGCUCGUCACGGCCAAAAACAAAUACUGGGCACCGAUCCUUCUUUUAUACCCACUCGGCCCUGUCUGCGUCGCCUUCACGACCGUUGUCUUUGGCGGCGUCAUCACCAACGCCGCAUCCACGACCUGCAAUGCGUACCUCGACACCUUCCUCCGCGGCGCGGUUGGGCUCAGCUACAUUCUGAUUCUCUUUUACGCCUACUGCUGGAUUGGCCCGCGCCCGAUUCGGCGGCUGCGGGUGCUCAAGGUCUUUUACAGCAUCUACGGCGUUCUCUGUGUGGGCUGGUGGGGCUUCUUCGGGACACUUCAAGCCGUGACCGCGACCGCGACCGGCUUUCAAUCGUGCUUGAGUCAGUCGCCGAUGCUGUACCUCUUCUCGCAGUACCAAGUCGCCGUGUUCUGGAUCCUCUUCGGCUUCUUUCUCUGCUUUGCCGGCAAGGAAAUGCACGCGUACUACAAGACGACCGACGACGGACGCAAGGCGGCCGCCGCGGCCAAAGACGCAAAAGAAGCAGCGGCGGCAGAAAAAGCCGCGCGGAUUCAAGCCGAGAAGGACGCGGCCGAGGCGCGCGAGAAGGAAGCCCAAGCAGCCAUCCAGCAAACCAAGGAGGAGCGGGACCGCCUGUACGCGGGCGCCGACGACGAAGCGGAGGACGAUGCUGCGACGGCCGAUGGCCACGACCACGGUGGAGACGCACACGAAGAAGAUGAAGAAGAAGAGGAAGAGGAGGAGGAGGAGGAGGAGGAAGGCGAAGAAGGGGACGACGACCGAGCCAACAAUGCCUCGCAGGAGGAUGCGGACCGGCCCGAGACGGCACCUGCUGUAGACAAGGCCCUCGUGUGAGAUUGUAAAAUAUACACAUAUAUUGUCUGUGUGCGC